Messenger RNA from Prorocentrum cordatum, 1824 nucleotides. The record is from the annotation of a GenBank genome assembly. Lineage: Eukaryota; Dinophyceae; Prorocentrales; Prorocentraceae.
AUGGUUAUCGGAUUGAAGGGCUCGCAGGUCAACCAGAUCCAGCAAGACACGGGCACCAAGAUUGAUGUGGACUUCGACACGGACCCCUGCAAGUGCUUCCUCAAAGGCGAGCCGUCUGCGGUAGAGGCCGCCAAGAAGAUCUUGCUCACCAUCGCGAUGCAGAUAGAGGACGGCAACUCGGAGUAUCUGGACCUUCCAAAGCAGGUUUCCGGGGUGCUCAUCGGCUCUGCUGGCUCGAAGGUGCGCGAGUUCCAGGAGCAGUCCGGCGCCCGUAUCGACGUCGACAAAACCGGGAACACGUGCCGGGUUCGGCUCACCGGCACCGCCGCCCAGGUGGCCAACGCCAAGCAGCUCAUCCGCGCCGAGAUCGAACAGGACCAGCAGCAGCAGAAGCUCAUUCCGAUGAUCGCCCCGGUGAGGGAGCCGAUGGUCGUCCCGGCGCACCAGCCGAACUCGUUCCCGGCGACAUUGUCGGAGUCGAUCGCGCGCGCCAAAGCGGCGGCGCAGGCGGUCAGCGCCGGCCUGAUAACGAGGGACCAGCCGUUCGUGCCGUCCAUGGGCCCGCCGCCCGCGCCCUCGCACCUGCCCAUGCGGACGGCCCCGGUCAGCCAGGGCAUCGCAGCGAACAUGCCCGGGACGCCGAUGCAGGACUUCUCGUCCAUCCUCGCCUACCUCACGAAGAGGCAGUGGGACAAGAUCCUGGACGAGCGCAACGACUUCAUGGGUCGGGUUGCGGUCGUCCUGCAGGCCGUGGCCGAGGCGGCGUGGGCGAGGGUCUACGAGGAGCGCGCGGCUGGCCAGGGGGCGGGCUACACCGAGGAGCAGGUCGCCGACCUGCGCGGCGAGACCGAGUUCAGGCUCAGCAAGGCGCGGGCCGAUGCGCUCAUGGACUGCCUGAAGCGGGCGGAGCGCUGCGCCAAGGUGGCGAAGGAGACGUGCCUCAAGGAUGAGCUGGUGGAGCUGCUCGUGUCCCUGGGCGGGGAUGGGUGGAACGACUCCAGCGUCCUCAGGCGGCUCCAACAGCAGGCCGAGCUGCAGGCGUUGAGCGAGGCGGAGGCGAUCUGCUUGACCGCCUUCCGCGACGGGCAGGGCGGCGAGGCCCCGGCGCCGCUGCGGGAGAUCGCACGGCCGGUGCUGCGCGUGGAGUGCCCGCCAGCCCUGGCGGACCAGCGGGCGUCGGACGACGAACUGCGCCUCACGGCGCGCAAGACGAUCGUGGCUGGUGGCUUCAGGGAGGAAGAUAUCCUCAGCGUCGAGCUAAGCGCCAAUCGCACGGUCUGCCUGGUGGAGGUCUCGCUGACGGCGUGACGCGCGCGCGCGCGGGGGCCUGAGGCUCGCUCUUCGGCCUCCCUUCCCCCGGUGAGGUGGAGGUUGAAGCGAAGUGCUAUCUCUGAAACCGCCCCAUCGCGGAUCCCCAGGAUGGAUUUUCUGGCCCGGCGGCCUGCGUAGGCCAGCGCGGCGGGUGGCACGGCGUGGCGCGACCGAGAAGCAGUCCGUUGCCUGUCGUGCAAGUCAGUCAGCACCUUGCAAGACCAGCUCCAAUCAACGCAUGUGGUUGCGCCUCUAUGCGCUCUGAGCUUGGAUGUGCUCGGCGCGCAAUUCCACUUAUACGAGAGUGCGGCCUUUGGCCAGUUCGCAGUUCACAUGAGAAAGCGGCAGCGGACCGCUGCGGGGCCUGAGCGCAUGACCCCCGCGAGGGCAUCCGAGUGGACGCGAGAUUUGUCCGAGCCGCGCGGUGCUUUCGGCAUCCGAGAGGGUGCGGUGUUGUUCCGUUGUUCCGAGGAGGGCCACGCGGUGCAUCCGUCUCCGCUCCCUCGUCAUCCA